Ostrea edulis (European flat oyster) is the source of this 5562-nucleotide messenger RNA. RefSeq lists its product as uncharacterized. NCBI's taxonomy places the organism in Eukaryota, Metazoa, Mollusca, Bivalvia, Ostreida, Ostreidae. Bases 3512 to 4489 code for a protein of 325 amino acids. The record is from RefSeq and is a predicted model, not a curated record. The transcript is spliced from 2 exons.
UGAAUUCGGUUAACAUGCAAAGAGUUUCAUCAUAUGUUCACUAUAUUGUGUGGUUUGAGUCAGAUCUUUCUGCAGGAGAGGUCAUUACUGCCCGUGAAGGAGUGCAAAAUUUAGGCCUAUGCUCGGCGCUUACGGCCUUUGAGCAGGGAGGGAUCUUUAUCGUGCCACACCUGCCGUGACACGAGACCUCGGUUUUUGCGAUCUCAUCCGAAAGACCGCCCCAUAUAGUCGCAUCUGACGACAAGCAAAGGGAAGUGAGGACUUAUUCUAACCCGGAUCCCAUAUAGUUUUACGCAAUAUAUUUAAAAAUAAUUCAUUUUACUCUAAAAGUACUUUGGACCUAAACUCUAGUAUGGAUAUAGCAGAACAGUUUUAUAGUAUAUAAAAACAACUAUCUGUGCACUUCGCACCCUAUGAGAUCACAACGAAAAAGUACGUCACGACGUACAUCUUACAAUUCAUGUCUAUAUGGUGUCGUUCUAUUGAUAGACGUUAUCAAGUGAUAAGCCGUAAACGUGAAAAAAUUUCUUGUCAAAUAAUAUAUUAUUUCAAUUUCGUAUAAAAUCACUCAACAUUUUUAUAUUUGCGCGAAGGUCAUAAUUCACAUUGUGACCUUGAAAUCGCCCCUCUAUUUUCUCCCGAUCCCGAUCAUCACUACGUUAUGUAAGAAAAUCUAAUUUACAUAAUGAUUGCGAGCAGAGUGUAAAGGAGUGACGAUAUACGGUGUAUGGUGGUGUAUAAAGUGUAUAUAUAUUUAUAUUCCUGUUACCAAAGGAAAAGUUAGGACACACUUCUGACACAUAAAGAAACCCCCCUUUCUGCAUUUGAUUAUGUCUGGCAUACUCUUGAAAAUGAAAAAAGAGUAUCCUGCAUUAGAUGCAUUUUAAAUUUCCCUUUAUCGGAGCACUUGGUCUCUCUAUAGAUCUGGGUUUUUACUAUAUCAACUAUAGGAAGUCUAACAAUUGUUCAUGAAAAAGUGAAGAUAAUGAACAAUCUUAUAAUGAUUACACAAUUGAGAGUAGGGUAAACACGGAUCCUUGUUAAAGUAAAUAUGAGUGGUGGCAACUGCGGUGCCAGUAGUCGUGUUCAUGAGAAUGUGAGGGGUGGUAUGUGGUACAUAAUUGGUGGUAUAUGGUGUUAGUGAAAAUUUGGUUGGUAGUGUGUGGUGUUAACGAAAAUGUGAACGGUGUUAUGGUGGUGAAACAUGCAAACUAAUAAAACUAAAUCAAUUUCUUUAAUUAAUAUUAUGGAAAGAGACCUAUAUAGAUAAUAGUGUGAGUAGUGUUAAAGUUUCCAAAGUCAAGGGAACUGGUGUGCCGAUAGUGGGGAGUAGGUGUUAUUUAGCGUAUAAGCGGUAGUGUGUGGUGUACAAGUGGUGAUAUGUGGUGUUAAUAAAAUGUGGGUGGUAGUAUGGUGGUGACACACAAUCUAAUAUCGGUAGAUCAAUCUCUUUCAUUAAUAUUGUUAUGCUAAGAAAUACAUAAGUUGGGACCUAAAUGGGUAGUGGUGUGAGUUAUGUUAAAGACGAUGUAAGUGAUGGCAUGUGGUGUGCCAGUAGUGGUAUACAGUUGGUGGUAUGGGGUGUAUAGGUGGUGGUAUGUGGUGUUUGAGUGGUGGUAUGUGGUGUAUAGAUGGUGUAUGAGUGGUGGUAUGUGGUGUAUAGGUGAUGGUAUGUGGUGUUAAUGGAAAUGUGAGUGAUUGUAUGGUGGUGACACAUGCAAACUAAAAACGGUAGAUCAAUCUCUUUCAUUAAUAUUGUCAUGUCCAGAAAUGCAAAACUAUAUAGGUAAUGUUGUGAGUAAUGGUAAAGAAGAUGUAAGUGAUGGCAUCUGGUGUGCCAGUAGUGGUGUACAGGUGGCGGUAUGGGUUGUAUAGGUGGUGGUAUGUGGUGUUUGAGUGGUGUAUAGGUGGUGGUAAGUGGUGUAUGAGAUGUGGUGUGUAGGUGGUGGUAUGUGGUGUUAAUGGAAAUGCGAGUGGUGGUAUGGUGGUGUUAAUGGAAAUAUGCAUGGUAGUAUGAUGGUAAUACAUGCAAACUAAUAACGGUAGAUCUAUCUCUUUCGUUGAUAUUGAUAUGUAAAACUAUCAAUUCUCAGACCUGUAUAGGUAGUGGUGUGAUUGGUGUAGAACAAAAAGGUAUUAAAACACAUGUGUUAGCAUCUGAUGUGGCAUUAGCUGUGUGAAAAUGGUGUUUAUGGAAAUGUGAAUGGUGGUACGUGGUGUAUAAGUGGUGGUAUGUGAUGUUAAUGAAAAUAAUGGUUGUGGUAUGUGGUGUUAACGAAAGUGUAGGUAAGGUGUAUGUGUGAUGUUCACGAAAGUGUGGAUGGUAGUAGUUGGCUGGUUAUUUCACGUCUCCCGAGAAAUUUUCACCCUUAUAUACACCACUUGUGGAUGAAAUACUAUGCUUGGUGGUUCUACCCGUAGCAUUGAUGGCUCUUUAGCCUGCAAACGCCUACCACCAAAAGGCCUUCCGAAAGACCCGUAAAUGCGGUGCAUCUGGAGGACCAAUCACUACCAAUGUUUACGUCUGAGGUUGGCGAUGGCAUGAGGAGGAAUCGAAUUCAUGAACUUCUGGUUAGGAAACAAACACUCUAUCAUUGAGCAAUGCGACCGGUAAUUGCGUGGUGGUGGUGGUGGAAACAUAUAAAGAACCUAAAAUCCAGGAAUUAUUCAUUCACUUUUAUGCAUUCGAGCAGUUAACAUGAUUGAGUGUUCAGAGUGUCAUGGUUUAUUUUCUCGCAGAGAUGCCAUGAUGCGUCACAAAAGACUAAAACACGGGGACAGCGAUCAGGAAGAGGAUAUUGACAUGAGUGAUGUCUCUCCAACACAGAGUGAUACUGACAGUGACGCAGAGGAAGAGAAUAUCGUCUUUCGCCAAAUGGCACAUAAAGCGCGAAAACAUAUUGCCGGGGAGUGGCAGAAGAGAUACGAGAAAUACUUGAACCAAAAUAUGUCAGAAAAGAAAGCUAGUAAGAAAGCAGACGAAAAGACCAAAGGAGAAACUUACCAACAGUUUAGAAAACUGUAUGAGCGGUUCCUUUACGAUCAGUAUCAGUUGCAAGAAGACACAACGCACGAACAGGUGACGGACGCCAUCGAUGAAUUUGUGUCUGACAAUCAUGGAUUAAAGAAAUCCAUCAAGAUGGCUCUUCUCAAACACAAAUAUCUACUUGAAUCUUAUCUAGAUAAGUAUGACAAUGAUGAAGACGAGGAGGAUGAAGAUGAGGAGGAGGAAAACUAACCGUUGCGACAUAAUCACACCACUGUAUAACGAGAAACACCGUCUUUAAAAACUGAAUUCAUUCAAAUAUUGACCUGCAUCUACUUGAAGGAAAAAGCUACAUCAAAUGACAUUUUUCAUCUAAAAUAUGCAAUAAAUAAAAGUUGUAAACCUACAAAAAUGUGUUAUUUUUUAUGACACGGGUAUUACGAAGCGAACUCACAUAAGAUACUUUACAAGAUAGGCACCAGUAUGAAGAGACGGGAGUUGGUCAUUUUCAUCAUUUAAGUCAUCAUGGCUCAACGUGAAGGGUUUUAUUUUACCCUUCCCAGUGAUGGGUCUAAGGAAUCCUUUCCGAGCAAUACGGCAGCUCAGUUUAAAAUCUUAUUACCCCAAUCCCUGGAUUUGACGGACGGGGAUUGGGAAGUCGGUUUAACCGAAAUGAUGUUUCCCAAUGCCUUGAAAAACAUCACAGUGGAAGAGGCUUAUUUCGAUAUCCUCGUCCCAGAAGAGUACCUUAAACACGUCAAAAAUCCGGAUAUUUUCAAAUGGGGACGAUUUCGACUGGAAAAAGUCAAGCUGCUUCCUUUGAGGCAGUGCCCCGUACUGGUCGAAUGGCCCAAUACCCCCUGGACUCAAAUCAUCGAUAGCAAGAUGGCUAUCGUCCGAAUUCACUUCAGACCCGGAGCUUACGUUCAUUCCGCGGCUUUAAUCGACGAAAUCAACGAAGGACUGGCAGGAAGUAUGAAAAAGAUAUGGAAAACGAUGGGUAACCCCAAAGAUGAGAGUUUCAUGAAAUUAGUUAAUUUCGAAAAAUACGAGCGAAUCAUGUAUCAGUUUAAAGGGAAAGCACUCAAAAAAAUCCCCUUGUGCGUUCGCUUCCCCACAUCCUUAGCUUACAUGCUCGGUAUGGAUAGUCAGAAACUCAUCCUGCCAAACGAACUGGAGACCAAAUGGAUCAACGUGACUUACUUGGGGAACAAUACCACGAAUGUGUACGAAAAUCUGAAAUUCAUGUACGUGUAUUGCGAUGUCGUGAACCCUCAAGUGGUGGGGUCCAACAAAUUGAAAUUAUUAAGGGUGGUUCCUUGUACGUUUCACCUGGUGGACGGACAACAAGCCAAAUGGGAACCCAUCAGGGCCGAAUAUUUGAAACUGAGUAAAAAACAUUUCGAUACCAUCGACAUUCACAUCAUGACCUCUCUGGGGACCCCCAUGCCCUUUUUAAAUGGUAGAACACUGGUGAAACUUCAUUUCCGAAAGGUGUAUUGAAGAGAAAAGUCGAGUUAUGAUGAAGUAUCAUCGCGGAGUCAGGCGUCAGAAAGGACACGGAAUAUUUUCCAUUCUCCUCCCUAUGGUUGUUAGUGCCAUAUCCGGAGCCGUCCAAGGGGGUAAAGGAAAGAAAAGAAAAAAGAGGCGUCGUACAAAGUAUAAAAAGCGUGUUUAACAACCGACAGUCUCCCCAAGAGUAUCCUAAUGGGUUAUUACAGUCUAAUACACGAAAAAGCGAAUUUAACGACCAAUGAUCAAUCUCAUAACCCCCAUAAGCAAUACAAAAUAGAUAGUUGGGCAAACACGGACCCCUGGACACACCAGAGAUGCGAUCAGGUGCCUAGGAGGAGUAAACAUCCCCUGGCGACCGGUCACACCCGCCGUGAGCCCUAUAUCCUGAUCCGGUUAAAGGAGUUAUCCAUAGUCGAAAUCAGUGUGCCAAGAACGGUCUAACAAUCGGUAUGAAAUACGUCAGAUAGCAUUUGACUAUCUAACGUAUGAGAGGUCUGCUCAGCUGACAUUAGAUACUCACCAGUGAAAAUGGUUCAGGCCAUGCAUUGCCCUGUCAGAAAUCUAUUUAUUCCCCGAACUAGCCUGAGGAGAGAGCUGGGAAUACCCUCAAGACCCAAAGAAGAAAAAAGUUUUUCAUUAUCUAUAUCACCUCAGUAUUGGGAACAGAAUCAUUGAAUUGAACAGGUCACCAAGCACAUGGCUAUCCUUGAAAAAAAAAAAGUUGGAGGAACGAGAUCCAACCAAACUCGCAGCAUCGAAAAAUAACAACCGCUGGUACAUCUGUAGUGAAAUGGAGCAUUGAUCGCUAGGUUUCCCCAUGUACCCUGUUACAAAUGCGGACAGUUAGGACCCUGGAUAAGUGACUGACAGCCACUAGAAAUCGAAGUAAUGACUUUUGCAACGAGGUGAACGAGCCAUCAACACCCUGGAACCCCUAAAAAGAAGAGAGAACUUGUGCGAUUGCGUUCAAACUGUAUGACUUGUGUCCAUGUGUUCUUAUAAUGGUUUUAAAAAUUGCAUGUUCAAUAAAAUGUAAAAUAUACAAAUUGGUUUAUCUUUGA